This is a messenger RNA of Setaria italica (foxtail millet), 1598 nucleotides long. RefSeq names its product purine permease 3. Gene Ontology annotation, cellular component: membrane. Lineage: Eukaryota; Viridiplantae; Streptophyta; Magnoliopsida; Poales; Poaceae. Bases 202 to 1272 code for a protein of 356 amino acids. The record is from RefSeq and is a predicted model, not a curated record. The transcript has 2 exons. Gene Ontology annotation, molecular function: purine nucleoside transmembrane transporter activity.
UACUAUAUUAGUAGCAUGCGGUGCACACAGCUCACAUCUUGAAGGAGCGAAAUCAUCCGCUGCCGGCGUCAGCGUUGUAUCCAAAGCGUCCACCGUCGUGCUAGAUUCCACAACUAGGCAGGCAGACGCCACACGCCAGCCGUCCUGGUGUGCGUCACUGCGUCUCGUGCAGACAGACGCGGUCCACAGCUCGCCACGGCCAUGGACGUGGAAGCGCGCAAGGACGCGGCGCCCGCGCGCGGCAAGGCGAUGCGCCGCCUCCUGGUGGCGCUCAACUGCGGGAUGCUCGCGCUGGGUGCCAUCGGCGGGCCGCUCCUCAGCCGCCUCUACUUCAGCAAGGGCGGCCACCGUCAGUGGCUGUCCGCGUGGCUCGAGACCGCCGGCUGGCCGCUGCUGCUGGUCCCCGUGGUGGCGGCUUACGUCGCCCGCCGCGCGCGCGACCGGGCCGCCCCGGCCCUCCUCACCCCGCCGCGCAUCCUGCUGGCCGCGGUGGGCCUCGGCGUCGCCACGGGCGUGGACGACUUCAUCUACGCCUACGGGCUCUCGUACCUCCCCGUGUCCACCUCCGCGAUCCUCAUCUCGACGCAGCUCGCGUUCACGGUGCUCUUCGCGUUCCUCAUCGUGCGGCAGCGGCUGACCGCCGCGUCCGUGAACGCCGUGGCGCUCCUCACCGUGGGCGCCGUCGUGCUGGGGCUGCACGUCUCCUCCGACCGGCCCCCCGGGGUCACCAGGGGCCAGUACUGGCUGGGGUUCAUCCUCACGCUCGGCGCCGCCGCGCUCUACGGCCUGGUCCUGCCGCUGGUCGAGCUCGCGUACAGGCGCGCCGCCGGCGGCGGGCGCGCCGUGACGUACGCGCUGGUGAUAGAGAUGCAGCUGGUGAUGGGGUUCUUCGCCACCGCGUUCUGCACCGUGGGCAUGAUCGUGAACAAGGAUUUCCAGGCGAUCCCAAGGGAGGCGAAGCACUUCGAGCUAGGGGAGGCCCGGUACUACACGGUGCUGGUGUGGUCGGCCGUGCUGUGGCAGUGCUUCUUCCUGGGCGCCGUGGGGGUCAUCUUCUGCGUGCACACGCUGCUCGCGGGCAUCCUCAUCGCCGUGUUCAUCCCGGUCACGGAGGUGGCCGCCGUGAUCUUCCUGCACGAGAAGUUCAGCAGCGAGAAGGGCGUGGCGCUGGUGCUCUCGCUCUGGGGCCUCGCGUCCUACUCCUACGGCGAGUGGAGCGACUCCAGGGCCAAGAAGAAGGCUGAGGCCGCCGCGGAAGGCCAGGCCUCGUGAUUCUUAUACUGCAACUGUGGACGAUGAUGAGAGAUCGAGGCUCUGAUCUCUUCCCGUUGUACUUUCUAUAUGCUGUGAUUGUGGCCGUGUCGAUGGAGUCGCGUAAGUCGUCACCUGCAACUGUAGGAUGGUCAACAUUCUUCAGUUCAGUUGGGUGGGUAGUACUGUACUGCAUGGUGCAUGGAGGUGUGUAUGUCAUACUAGUACUGUACCGUACAGUACAUGAAACUGCUCGCUACGUUUGAAGUCGUAGCAAAGCGAUCGGCGCACUUGUAACCCGAUUCCGGGUAUGGUUAGAACGAAUACAAAAUAUGUUUCUGUGACUA